CCGACACCCAACCCACCUCACCCAGGCCGACGCACUCGGCGGCUCCGCGCGCUCCCACUCCCAAAACCCUCCUUCACUCCAGUCUCUAGGCCGUCCCACCACCACCGCACCGGCACCGAACAGCCCCACCCCCGCCCGCAGCAGAAUGCUCCGCCGCCUACCCGUUGCCGUGGCCGUCGCGGCCGCGGGCCUCCGCCGCUCCCUCUGCACGGCGCGCUCCCGCUCGCGCCCGCCGUGGGCCCUGAUCCAGCGCGCGUCGGUCGACGAGUCCGGGGCGCCGGCGCCGGCCGUGUCCUUCCGCGCCGGCGAAGCCCCGUCCGUCGCCGGCCUCACCUUCCCCGCCCACCUCGUCCACCCGCGCCGCCCCGGGGCCGGCGACGGCGGGUUCGUCUCGGGUCAGGUCGCCGCCGCCAGCGGCGACGGCCUCCUCCUCGUGCGCUUCUGCCACGCCCGCCUCGACGCCCACGCCCUCGUCUGCAACCUCUCCUGGGCCGGCACGGACGCGGACCCGGAGGUGGUCCGCUUCGUCUGCAACCCGCUCACCGGCGAGCUCUACCGCCUCCCGGACCUCGACGGCACCAAGAGGACCUCCGCCUGCCGCCACCUCGGCCUCCUCACCCAGUCCCAGGCCGGCGACGGGCCGCCUGAGAGGUACGCGGUGGCCGAGAUGUUUACUGAUGACGGAGGCCCGGAGGAGGAGGGGGACGGGGGCUUCGUCAUGCGCCGGUUUCUCUCGGAGACGGGGAAGUGGGACAAGGUGGCGGGCUUGCCGUCCCCGCUGCCCGCUGGGCGGAAGAUGGACAUCGACAACGCCGUGGUGGCCUUCGGCGACCGCCUGUGGUGGAUCGACGAGAGCUGGGGUGCCAUCUCGGUCGACCCCCUCAGCGACCGUCCGGAGCUCCGCUUCGUCGAGCUGCCGAGAGGCAGCGUGCUCCCUCACCUGGACGGCAUGGCGUCGACGAGGACAUCGGGCAGCCACCGGCGCAUGGGGGUCAGCGAGGGGAAGAUGCGCUACGUCGAGGUGUCCAAGGAGAAGCCAUAUGUGAUCAGCUUGUUCUCGCUGGACGACGGGGGCAGCUCCUGGACGCUGGACCAUGAGACGGCGUUUGCUCCGAUUUGGGAUGAUGCACUCCUCUGUUCGGCACCCUUGGAGCAAAUGCUGGCAAUUGGCGCCAUCAACCCACUGAAAGCCAACAUCGUGUACCUUGCCUGCGGCGACAAAAUUCUUGGCGUCGAUGUGGUUACUAAGAAGAUAACUGGGAUUUCUGGUCUAGCUAUAGCAGUACCAGAUCAUCCCCUACUACCAUGUGUGCUUCCAACCUGGCUGGAAUCAAGCCAAAUUCCAUCUGCAGGUUGGAGCAAGAAAAACACCCUUAAAAGUGAGGUAUCGCCAAACACUGUCAAAAGGGAGAAUUUGCAUGUCGAAAUAGAACUGUUGAAAUGAAGUGCACCAGCUAAUCUUUCUUGUGGUUACUCAAAAAUGUCAAAUCAGAGUUAUUUUGGAGGAUUAGGAAGCUAAUGGUGGUACUUUCCUGAAAUCUCAUUUUUGGGGGGAUUCCUUGAGAAGUUUGGGUAUAUUAGGAUUUGCUGAUGCACUUCCUCAGUCACAGUUUGGGCAAAAGUGGCGGGAAGCUUACCGUAUUUUGGAUUUACUUGUGCGCUGUUGAAUUCAGUAGAAUGGUUGAUUCCUUAGUCAAUUCAGCAUGUAAAAAACGAUAGCAUGACGCAACGUUAUGCCCUCUUAACUUCGAAUGAAUUAAUAUCUUUUGGAAGUUAGAAUUCUGGAUCAUUAUGCCUAGACCGAUCUGCAAUCUGAAAUCUUGUGUUAACCUGAGAAUGCUUACUUUGAAGUUUGAACCGAAUGAAUGGCGGGCUUGUAAGCUUAAACCAAUGUGCUCUGGCAUUGUUAUGGAAUGAUUGGAAUCUGGGGAUAAGCUUCAUCCUGGACAUUGGCAUG
Messenger RNA from Triticum urartu, 1957 nucleotides. RefSeq lists its product as uncharacterized. Lineage: Eukaryota; Viridiplantae; Streptophyta; Magnoliopsida; Poales; Poaceae. The record is from RefSeq and is a predicted model, not a curated record.